Messenger RNA from Branchiostoma belcheri (Belcher's lancelet), 2308 nucleotides. Its product is annotated as putative RNA polymerase II subunit B1 CTD phosphatase RPAP2. Bases 1 to 2010 code for a protein of 669 amino acids. The record is from RefSeq and is a predicted model, not a curated record. The transcript has 13 exons. Lineage: Eukaryota; Metazoa; Chordata; Leptocardii; Amphioxiformes; Branchiostomatidae. Gene Ontology annotation, cellular component: nucleus; cytoplasm. Gene Ontology annotation, molecular function: RNA polymerase II CTD heptapeptide repeat phosphatase activity; RNA polymerase core enzyme binding.
AUGGCGGAAGAAGAGACUUUCAAGAACUUUCUCCAAGCAAUGGAGGAAGAAAAUGCGAUAUCUAAGAAGCAGACAAGCGGCGAAAGGCAAGCUGAGCAAAAAUCUCAACAACAAAAGGAGCAAAGCAAAGCCGAGCUGGAAGCCGCCAUAAGAAAGCGGGUAGACUGUGAGGAGAAGGCCUUCAGGAUAGUGGAGAGACUCCUGGACAAUCCUGUAGACAUGGACUUCUUUGUCAAUUGUGCCCAGUACAUAGAGCCCAGCCACUAUACAGAUGUGAUGGUGGAACGUGCCAUUAUCGGCCAGUGUGGGUACCCUGUCUGUAACAACAAACUACCCAAGGACAAGCCCAAGCAGCAGUACCACAUCGACACCAAACACAACAAAGUCUAUGACAUCACAGAGAGAAAGAACUUCUGCAGUAACUGGUGCUACAAGGCCUCCCAGUAUUACAAGAACCAACUCUUCACAUCUCCUGUCUGGGCAAGGGAAAAGGAACGACCUGCAGCUGUUAGGCUGCUUCAGAGGGAGAGGUCAGUCGAGGUCAACUACGAGUCAUGUUCCAGUCAAGGUCAUCAUCAAGGUACCACAACUGAUAAACAGAAGGACUCAACUGAAGAAAAACAGCAAACUACCCUGGAAAAGGAUCCUCAACAGGAGCAUACAGCAAAAGAAACAGACCAAGAAAAGGAAAUUUCUGGUGAAGGUGCAGAAGUGGAGUUUGCGAAACUGUCACUCUUAGACACUGCAUUAGAACAGGAUGGCAGUGUUGAUAGUGAGACAAUUGAAAAGAUGCCAUCAGGUGGAGAUAGUGCAAAAGGGGACAUGUUGUUGAAUGUUGAAAAGAAAAUGAAUGAAUCACAAAUUGGGAGUAAAAGACAUGAGGAGCAAAUUCAGACACAGACAACAAGUGCACAAGAAGACUUUGAGGUUGGUAAAGUGCCUUCAGGAGAGGGGAGAGAAGUAGAGCUACAGACAGCCCCAGGGCCAGUAGUACCCACCAGACAUGGAGCAUCUGCACAUGUGUCAGUGGCACAGGCUGUCUUCAGAUCUUUAAUGGAGUGGAGAACAGAGGGUACCUUCAGGUUUUUGUACGGUGACAACGUCGAGGUCAACUUGGACCUUCCUGAAGUCUUGAGGUUCGCAACUCAGGAGGAUUUAAGGGCUGCUGCUGGGGUAACACAGCAAUGCCAUGGCAACAAUCACCAUAGCAACAGUCACCAUGGUGACAAAAACCAUGGCAACAAGGGCACACCUCAACAGAUGACUGAUAAGACAGCUGUCACAGCUGAAAAGCCCAGGAAAGUUAGGUUUGAAGAGGAUCAGAAAGACUUCUCCCAGCCGCUGUCUAUAUGUAUUCCCGAGGACCCCUGUCAGAAUCAGGAGGAAGUGCAGCUAGGAUCCCUGCAGGGAAAAGACCCAAAGGGAUCACAAGAAGACCAUGUGUACCAGGGAGGCCCUGACCUUGACCCUGGUGACCUGACCCGUGCGACCCGACCCCUGCCUGACCUUGUGACCCUGCGGCGUGAUGCGGAACUGUUCCACAUGAGGGUGCAGGAGUUCUACAGAGGAGGGACACAGAUGCCGGUCACUCAGGACCAGGAGUUAGAGGUCAAGGAGAAGAAGGUGGAAGACGAUGACCGUCCAGUCAUCCUGCCACCAGUGGACUCCCAGGCCCAGAGAGCUCUGCAACACAAGAUCCUAUUGGACAGGCUGAAUAGGGUUUUCCCCUCAGUGUUGGCCCCCCUUCGUCUAGGUGUGAGAGACUUUUCUACUGAACUCAACCUGCUGGUCAAGACAUUCAGGUUGACCAGUGACAACAUCAUCUUCAGACCUGCUGAGUUGAAGCUUCUGGCUGUAGUGCUGAUUCACAUCCUGGCCACUAAGGUCCCAGUGAUAAUGCAAAGCCUGUACUGUCCUGAGACUGCCCAGUUCCUGACAUCCCUGCUCCAGCCAUGGAGGCUGGACCUACAGGACCUGGACGCUCUGGUGUCUGUCAUGAGACUAGGCUGAAUGAGCUGUGUCGGAUGGUAGAAUUGCUAGGGCUAGCAGACACAAGAAUGAGAGGUCUUGGGUUCGAUUCCUGGCAUUGCUCGCUAGUCCUUAGAAAAUGCACUUCACAUGACUUUACUGGAAGCAUGUCUGAGGGACUACCUUUAACUUACAUGUAGAUCUACAUACAUGUAUACAGCUUAUAUACAGGUACAUCUAAAGCUAAAAAUUAUGGCCAUAUCUUCAAAUUGAGUCAAGAUACAGAGAUUGCAGUUGUAUAUACACCAUGGCUUUAAUGAAAUACAGAAAAAUAAUGAAA